CACCUUUUCAAUCUUUCAAUGUUGGAAGAAGACGCACGAUUGUCGUAGGUAGAUUUUGAACAAAGAUGGUACUCUUGUCGGCAAUAUCAGCGCAAGCUAUAAGUCGGUUGCGUGGUUAUGUUCCUCCACCAACGUCGUAUAGCUCGGUGCCUCUCUCGAGACGGGCGGCAGUACUGAUAUUACUGUUUGCUGAUCGAAGAGGGGAUUUAAAAGUCGUGCUGACUCUGCGUGCGAGCACAUUAAAAUCGUAUCCUGGCCAGGUCGCCUUACCAGGAGGAAAAGCGGAUACACUCUCAGAGACACCGUUCCAAACUGCGCGGCGGGAAGCCUUUGAGGAAAUUGGUCUUCCUGACACCGAUAUGGGGUUACCCAAACAAUUCCGCGUGGAGCAUCUCUGCGAGCUGCCGGCUACUCUGGCAAGGUCUGAGUUGGUGGUUCGACCUUGUGUAGCCUUUUUACAUGCAGAAGAUCGCGGCGUUUCUGUCGCGAACGCUGAAGAGACAUUAAUCCCUAGACUAGAUGCAAAGGAAGUGGCUGCAGUUUUCACCGCACCGUUGCAAAAGUUUCUUGAUCAGUCAAGUGGAGAUGAUUCUAAUAAUCACAAUUCUCCAUGGUACGAGGGAAAUUGGACGAAAUGGCAUGGUAAAAAAUGGAGAAUCCAUAAUUUUAAUGUCCCAAUUCGGACACAAGCUGGAUCCAGGGCAAGAUCUGAUGAGACACAGCAAACGAAUGUAGCGGAUCUUCAUCCUUCAAGCGGAGGAUCCGCUGUGACUCGCUAUCGGGUCUGGGGAAUGACGGCUCGCCUGCUGGUAGACGCGGCGAGACUGGCAUAUGAUCGAGAACCCGCCUUCGAUCAUGACAGCACUUUUGGGGCUGAGGAUGUCAUCGGAAAGCUUCUGGCGUCGGGACGCCUGGGUGACGGACGAAGCCAGGACGAUGAGCUUGCGCGCGAAGAACUGAGCAAGGCACCAAAGCUGUAGAAGCAAGCCAAUCCUUUUUGAAACCUGACGUGCAACCAUUCGAUAGAUCAAACACCUAACCCUCCGCACAAACCAUGGUACUCCUCGCGUCCUGAUAUUUGCCUAGAGCUGUUAGGUACCAUUGCGAACAGGCAGUCGUUGCUAGCUUCCGCUCCUUCCCCAUAGGUCCCCACAUGGAAGUUUACUCGUAGGGCUCCUUCUGAAUUUGAGAUCCGUCUUCGAAAACAAACUCCAGACAUGGAUACGUGCUUUGCAAUUGCCAACCAAUCUUGAGCGGGACUUCCUCAGGAUCAACCUUUCUCUGAAGCCCUAUAUAAACAGUAGAUUUCCCCAAACCCCAGAUUCCUUCUCCUCUUUUUUCUCCCCUUACGUACCGCGUACAGCUCACAUACCGCUCACAUACCGUUCACAGCUCUCACAGCUCUCACACAGCG
Molecule: messenger RNA, 1414 nt
Organism: Xylona heveae TC161
Lineage: Eukaryota; Fungi; Ascomycota; Xylonomycetes; Xylonales; Xylonaceae
Exons: 4
Coding region: 66-980 (304 amino acids)
Biological process (GO): coenzyme A catabolic process
Molecular function (GO): coenzyme A diphosphatase activity; acetyl-CoA hydrolase activity
Source: RefSeq, a predicted model, not a curated record